Molecule: messenger RNA, 13323 nt
Organism: Hippocampus zosterae (dwarf seahorse)
Lineage: Eukaryota; Metazoa; Chordata; Actinopteri; Syngnathiformes; Syngnathidae
Gene: pkd1b
Product: polycystic kidney disease 1b
Exons: 41
Coding region: 364-12762 (4132 amino acids)
Biological process (GO): kidney development
Cellular component (GO): membrane
Molecular function (GO): protein binding
Source: RefSeq, a predicted model, not a curated record
CCUUGUGCGACGUUGUGUCUGUCCAUGAGGGUUUACAACUUGCUAAUGAGCUGUGUGGGCCUCCUCUGUCCAGUCUGCUUCUUUCUAUGGCUGUUGCUGAGAGACAAAGUAAAAUGUCACCCAGGCGCUGUGAAGAGGCUUUUUGAACAGACACACCAACACAACUGAUUGUGGCAUGACUGUGGGAAGACACAGGACAUUAUUGUUAGUGGGUAAAGAAACAACAUCAGGUUGAAGAUGGCGGAGAGUGGGAAGCAAGAUAAUUGGAUAGGCUUGUUACUUUUUUCCUCUAAAACUGCACUGAAGAUGUAAGGGAAGUCGAGUUAUUCGGAGCUGUUUCUUUUGCGCCUCAUACCGAGCAAGAUGAGAGUCAUACCGACUCCACGGAAGCAGGCGUGGAAGAUUAUUUUCAUGCUUUUGAUCAGCACAUCACGAGGCCGCCCCGCACAAGUCAGUUCCUGUCCCGAAGGUGCUCACGUCCACCUGCCCAGCCUGCGAUGCUUCUGGCUCUCUGAGAAGACGUCCACGUGGUCUGAGGCUUUGGCUUCCUGUCAGCGGACUCGCGGAGGAUGUGUGGCAGUUGCCGACACUUUGGAGCUGCAAAGCUUCCUCCACCAUUUCUUCCCAGUAAAAAAAACGGAGUGGGUUUGGAUUCGGGGAGUAAGUGAAGAUAUACGACACAAGGCCGGGUUUGUGGAGUCAACCGGUCCUCCAUGGCGCAAUGGAGGCAGGGACAAACAUGAAGUAUGCACUCAGAUGGCUUUGGGGAUGCCCGGACAGUGGAGGACGAUCUCCUGUGCUAAACAAUACCACUUCUUUUGUCAAAAUGACUUAACUGAUUCUUUACCAGAACCGGAGAGUUACGUCGUGGGAAUUGUUCUGAUUACUGGCGUCUUCCAGCGGAUCCAGAUUGCUCCCUUAGCAACUGUCCCUGAUGUUGAACAACUUGCAGUGGAGAUGCAGCUGUUUCCUGGUUUGUGGUUCAGUCAUGCCGGGCAAGUGACAUCACUGGAACUGGUGGUCCAGCCCAGUUCGACUUCCUCUUCGGCCCGCAUUCAAAUCCUUCGACCCUACUGCAACCCCAACUACCACCUUGUACCUCCGGGUUGCAGCUCUCUGAUGAAUCCAUUCAGUUGCUGCUCAACGGUUCCACUGUGCAACACGACAGGAGGGUGCGGCAGUGGCCAGUACUGGUGUCAUAUUCUCGAAACCUGCCUUGCCAACGAUCGUCCCUGUUCGCCUUACACCUUGGCGGCAGUGGAACGUGGGUUUGCGUUGCCACCCAGAUAUCCAGCGACUGCACCUUUAUACCACUUGGUAGCGGACAUACCGCUGAAAAUAAGCCCCGUCACACGACUCCAAACGUUAAGUGUUGUUCUCCCAGAAGGAGCCGUCAAUGUGUACCCCGACGAUAUUGUUGCCGUUCAACACACGCGCGACCGCGGAGCCUUUCUGCGCUGCCUCGCCAGCGAAGUUCCCCUUAAUUCCCCGUGGCGACAGAGUUACCUGUCUCUCCUGGGGACAACGUGGGGUGGCUGGUGGCAGGGAGGCCUCACUGUCAGGCCCCAAGGCGAACACUGGGUGGAUGGCGUGGUGUGUGACCUGAGAUUGCUUUAUGAAGACACUCUGAAUGGAGCAAGAACUGAGCAAGGGCGGAUGUUGGAAACAACCACACCCUCUGACGCGAAGUCCCUGACUCGUCAUGUGAAAUCUACAUUUGGGCUGAGGAUCAUCCACCCUCCACUGGAUGAAAAGAACCAGAUCCACCUUGCACUCAAUGUUCCGACACUCAUUGUUGUCACGGUACUAUCAGGAGAGAAAGUCACAUGUUCAUGGUCGUCUCCGGUCCUCCGUACUGGACUCCCCUUCGGCCGGUCUUGCCCCGAAGAUCUGACCGUCUGCAAGACGCAUUCGGAGGAUGUGUGGUUCUCGUCCGUGACUCUGGUCUCACCUUCAGUGGGGGUCCAGAUGCUGAAUAUCAGUGUGGCAGACGCCGUUAGGUCUCAGACUUUGACCGUGACGCUGCGUAGCUAUGAGGCAGUGUCGGGACUCAGCGUGGAGCCACGCAGACACCAAAGGACGCUUGUUGACGUUCCUCAGUCCUUUACCGCCCAAGUGGUGAGUGGCUCAUCUGUGACAUUCUCGUGGGUGAUUGACAACUUGGAGGCGUUUGCCGAUGAAGGAGAAUCUUAUAGUGUGGUGUUCAAGAAACCUGCCGAGUAUAAACUCAAGGUCACGGCGUCCAACCCCGUGAGCUCCCAGAGCAUGCAGCUCCUCCUGACUGCGGAUGAAAUGAAGCCACUGAGCGAGCCUGAGUUCAUGUACGUCAGGCAGGUGGUUGCCGUGGGUGCCCCACACCUUUUUACCCUCAGGGUCAAAGUGGACAUCGCCUUGCCAACGACCUUCAGGUGGGAUUUUGGCGAUGGUAGCAGUGGCGUUCUUCACACCGUGCCUGCUCCAUACGACACUAUGGAGAUGCUUGCAGAAAAAGGAGAGACACAAGUCUUUGUGCGGCACUCUGUGAACUUCACCUAUACUGCACCAGGGAACUACGACCUUCAUGUGGGAGUUUCCACCCAGUAUGAAGAAGUAGACAAGUCAAUCAAGAUUAGCGUCCGUCACCUGUUAAAACGCCUUUUCCUUAACUCCUCCGCUCUGUUGGCCAUUGUCAAUGAAACGUAUCUCCUGGAAGCCUUCACCGAUCCCGCCGUGGACAACGUCAUCUACACUUGGAAUUUUGGUGACCAAUCCAAAGCCGUCCAAUGUUCUGACCCAAAAGCGAAACACACCUUUAGAUCUGCGGGAGCGUACAACAUCACAUUGUGUGCCAACAACACUCUUUCUAUCCUUACCUCUUGGCUUGUGGUGGAAGUUUUGGAGAAAAUAACCGGACUGAGUGUCAGUUGCAACGGACCCUGUGAGUUGGGCUCCGUUACAAAUUGCAGAGCUACCGUUGCAACUGGUACGAGGCUUAUUUGGGACUUUGACUUUGGUGAUGGAUCCGAGCAGAGACACCUGGCUGAUGGCUCAGUUUCGCAAAUCUACAAGUUUCAAGGCAACUACACAGUGAGGGUCAAUGUCUCGAAUUCAGUGAGCGAAGCUCACCAAUCGAUCAGCGUGGUUGUCUAUAGGUUAGCUGUUAUAGGAGUGAUGCCGACGGAGUGCGUCAUGACGGGUCGAAACACAGAGUUUUCGGCCUUGCUGAAUGGAAACGUAUCCGUGCUGGUUUUCAAUUGGCUGUUUGGCGAGGGAACUCCUGCGACUGUGGUGACAGGGCGAUCCGCAGCGAGGCACACGUUUUCCAGCCCAGGGAUUUUCCACGUUAGCUUAACCGUGAAAAGCUCUCUUAGCACCGCGUCCUACAAUAGCACCGUCUGCGUUCAAACGGCAAUUACUGACAUUUUAUUGCGGCCGUCUCAAGAUACAGCGGCCGCGGGAGAUGAAAUAUGUUUCAGCGUGUUAUUUUCUCCGGAGCAGAGAACGAGUUGCCAAUUUAAGUGGCUCAGUAGCGCUUCCAUUCAAGCUGCUGUGACAGAACAUAGUCAACAAUGUUUUACUUUCAGAGAUGAGGGCAUUCAAAAAGUAUUUGUCACGGCGAGUAACAACGUAAGCAGCAAAACAGCCAGCGCUAGCAUCGCCGUUCAAAGACCUGUCAGCAAUUUCUCUUUGGCGCAUGCUAAUGAGACCGUGACGGUCAAUACCUCAGCAUCAUUUUGGGUUGCUAGCUGCACCGGCAGCAAUGUGUCUGUGUUUUGGGUUUUUGGAGAUGGUUCCCCGACAAAGCAGCAACAAAAUGUGUCGCACGUCUUUACGACGACGGGUGAUUUUACAGUCACCGCCACCGCGUUUAACGCAAUUAGUCGAGAGUCGGCGAGCCUUAAGGUGAGGGUCUUGCAUCCCGUUUCCGACUUCAGUCUUCAAACCAAGCAGCCGUUCAGCGUGGUCGGAGAAGAAACAUUUAUCACAGCAGUUAGCAACGACAAGUGGACCGCCACCUAUUAUUGGACAGUGGAUGGUUUGGUUCCAACACAAGAGGGAACUCGAGAGUUUCGAUUUGUUUUUCGCGAAGCAGGACAGUACCAAGUGAGAUGUAUCGCCCGAAACUUGGUGAGCAGAAGAGAAGCUGUGAUUUUAGUUGAAGUCUUUGAGAGAAUAGAAGGUCUUCACAUGGAUUGUCCUGCAUUGACCAAUAUGACAUACUUACCGACCCAGGAGGAUGUGGUGUUUGUCGCUUCCGUCACAAAAGGAUCUAAUGUCACAUAUAAAUGGCUCGCUACCCCAAGAAAAAUCAAGCAUCAGAUUCCAGCUGAUGGAGAACGUUUUCAGUUGGUCGUCGAAACCCCUGGUCUGCUUACGAUUCAAUUAAAUGCCUCGAACAUGUUGGGCGAGAGCACCGGCGUUGCUUCUUUUGUGGCUGUGGAACGGGUCACAGAUGCGCGCAUAACUGCACAGACAAAUAUCGCGGCAGUGGGGAAGUUUUUACACAUUUCGGUUUCGGUCCUUACGGGUUCUGACCUGAAAUACUUUUGGUAUGUGGAUUCGGAGCUUGCGUGCCUUGAGACAGACGCCCCUUUUUUUCGUCACAAGUUCACAAGCUCAGGGGAUUGUUUGGUUAAAGUUCUCGUUCAGAACACAAUCAGUCGAUGCGGUGACACUAAAAUCUUUACAGUCCAAGAGGAAGUCAAAGAGGCGAGCUUUCAAAUCGGUGGCAAGAUGUUUCCGUUUCAUCUAAGCACAAACACCGCCGUGCCAUUCCAAGGUGUUGUCCGCCAAGGUAGUCAUCUGCACUGGGACUGGAAAGUUAGCAACGCCACAACCGCCAUUUUUUCGGAAAGCAACGCCAUGUUUACCUACACUUUUCUCCACGAAGGCGUCUACGGAGUGUCCUUGAAUGUCUCCAAUGCAAUUAACUGGCAGCAAGUGACACACCGUGUCAUCGUCCAGGAUCGAAUCGAAGGCCUCACCCUCAACGUUAGCAGGGAUACUCUUUGUACUCGGGAGGAAGUUACUUUCACGCCAGCAAUCCGGAGAGGAAGCAAUGCAAGCUUUGUUUUGAUGUUUGAAACUAAAGACUGGAAGCAUCGUCAGGAUGUGGUGGACGGAUUUUUCACCACAUUGAACCUUCCAGCAGGGACACAUGUUGUUCAACUGACAGCUUGGAAUCAGGUGAGCAGCGCACAGAUGUCAACCCGAGUUCAGAUCUUCGAGAAUGUAACACCCGUGAAACUCUUAACUCCUGACCAACACGCCAUCGAGGCUCUGAAGGAGGUUCAUUUUGAGGUGGAUGAUCAAAAUGAGUUUUCGGUUAACUACACCUGGAUAUUUCACUUGGAAGAUACUGAACCUUUGUGGCUCAAAGGAAAAACGGUCAUCUUUACCCCAUCAAUCAAUGGCUCGCUGUUGCUGAGCGUGCUGGCAAGCAAUGGCGUCUGCUCCAAGAUGCUAAACAAAACUCUGACAGUUGAAUGGCCCGUGAAGGAAGUCCAGCUCCUUUGCCACUCAGAACCCAUAUUUGCUGGACAUGUUGUGCUAUUUUCUGCUAAAAUUAACGGCGGAGGGAGCAACCUGAGAUACGCGUGGUCAUUUGGGAACUCUGUCAAAGACUGGCCCUCGGAUCUCAGUACAGUCAAUCAUACUUUUGACAACGCUGGGCUUUACAUUGUUCUGGUCAACGUCUCCAAUGGUGUCAGCCAGACGUCUGCGCAACUGCGCAUAGACGUGGUGGCGUUGAGGUGCUCCAGCCCUCAAGCGUCACUUAUCCAGAACCGGCCAACUAUCUUCAGAUCUAGAGUGAGUUUCUUUGAAGCCAGCGUGGCGAUUAACUGCUCUGCCUACAAGGCAACAUACCAGUGGGAGAUGUUUAGAGCGUCCGAUUGUACUGAUGAGAAUCUGGACCUGACUGGGAAGCGAGUCCCUCUCAAUGGUACGACGUCACCGUUUCUCCAUCUCCCAAAGCGUUCUCUAGAUGUGGGACAGUAUUGCCUUUUCUUCACCCUUUCAUUCCAAGGGACCCCUCUGCUUGUGCGUCGAAAAACUGAAGUCACCGUGGUCAGCACCCCGUCGGUGGCUGUCAUCAAGGGAGGUUCACGUCGACUGUGGCCAAGCACCCUUGACCUCGUUCUGGAUGGAAGUGGAUCUCAAGACCCUGACGCAGACCAAGGAGAAGAAGAUGCAUUCCAGUAUCGCUGGACCGUCACCACAGAGAAUUCCACAGUUUCUAUUGAGAGCGACAGUAGUAUUGUGACGGUACCCAGAAAACAGUUAAACCCUGACACCAUUUAUGCGUUCACCCUAAUCAUAAAUAAGAUGGGAAAGACGCCGGCAUCCUUCACGCAGACAGUAACCGUGUGUGAAGCACUACAACUUCCUGUGUUUGUGGAGUGGAUAUCCUGUCCAGGCCACGCAUGCAUCAUCCUGUCCGGGCAUUGUGGAGAGUGUGAUGACCAUGCUCAGUACAGUUGGAGCGCCGAGGAUGAGACAGGCGCGAGAUUCGACCUCGACAAGGCUGCCCCCUCUGCAAGAAAACACUCGCCGAAAUUUAUGUUGCCUUCCGAUGCGUUGCUGUCGGGUCACGCGUAUACCUUCACUCUCAAUGUGACUCUCCCCGGAAGUGGGAGGUGGGGCAGUGCCAGUCAGACGGUUGUACCUCACAAGCCCCCUGAUGGUGGUCGGUGCGAAUUGCACCCAGAGUCCCACGUCCAUCCGUUGGGGACUGUAGUCACCUUCAACUGCACAGGGUGGAGCGAUGACGAAAGCAUCUCCUCCGGGCUCAUCUAUACCUUUCAGGUUGCACCGUGCCAUCCCGUCAUGUGCCCUCUUUUCACGCUGUACAAGGGUACUCGAUCAACUUUUGGCAGCCUCGUUCCGGUGGGCAUUCCUGUGCCAGGACAAAGCAAAUCACUUAUCACAGUGAUUUUGAUCAUCGAGGACAAUCUUGGAUCAAGUGUCGUUGCUCUAAACAGAACUCUGAGUGUCCAGAGUCAUGGAAAUGUCACUGAGUGGCUUCGAACAAAGAGCCAGAAAGACAUGUGGGCCUUUGUCCAACAUGGCAACCCUCAGGAAAUCAUCCCAUAUUCCAUCGCGCUCACGAGCCAGCUCAAUCAGAUGGCAUCUGGACAAAGUACUGGUGAGCUCAACACGAAGAAGGAGAUAAGAGAAAAUGUGACCAAAGCCUUGCUCUCCCUCCCCGUUUCUUCCAUGAUGGAUGUUGACCAAAUCAGCUCAGCUUUAGUACAGUCCACUGCUGUUCCUGCUGAGUUAAUUUGCAUGGACUGUCAGGAGAAGGUUCUCGAAGCAAUUGGGAAGAUGAUUCAUGUCAUGCAAGAACACAAAAGUCCUGCCGGUGGAGUUUCAGUGUUUGACACAGGGAAGAAUAUCCUUCGCAUUGUAGGUAGCUCUCUGGCAUCUGCAUCAAUAUCAACCUUUGCCUCAAAUACUCAACACAACUACUCCAGAACUCUGCAGGCCGCAUCGGUCAUCACCUUGUCAGCAAUUAGCCAGGCAGGGGCGUUAAUGCGCUCCCUGAUGCAUUCACCUGGUCCUGGCGAGGUGCCCCUUUCAUUCGUCACGCCUCAUAUCAGUACAGCUGGUUUCUAUGGCGACCCCUCCAACCUUCUGUGCUCGAAGCACGCAAUUCCUUCCCAGUUAUCAACUCCGCCAUGUCCGUUUCAAAUCCCGGUCUCACUCACCGCUCACCUUAAGAGUCAGCGCUCAGAACUGGCGCAGGUGAUUUUCGGUCUGGAUGAGUCGAACGCUUUGCUGGCUGCAGCUGACCCUCCGAUCUCGACCAGUCUGGUUGCCAUGGAGAUCACCACCCCGCAGGGCGAGCCCAUACCCGUCCAAGAUCUUGAGCCUGACCAGGCUAUUCGAGUCACCCUGCAGAGCAAGUUCCCAGCGGGGAAACGUGACGCACGUGGGGAUGGGAGAGUGGAUGGACAUACGAAUGGGACGUGUACCACAGUUCCGCUUCCGCUCGAGCAAUGUCAGAACUUUACAAUAAGAAACGUGGGCGGCCUGGAUGAGAAUACAGGUUUAUAUAUCUCUUUCAACUUCAGCCUGUUACCAGGAGUUACUUCAGAGACCGCGGGCCAUGUUAAGAUAAAAAUGACAAGCGGAUCUCAGGAUUCUCUCACGAAAGAGUGGAUCGUCAAUCUUUCGCCUCGUCACACGUUCACGGAGAAAACAAUAUUUCUUUCUCCGCUUUUAAAUCGGACAGCAAAGACUCUGUCUCUCAGCCUGACUUCAUUCGAGGUCCAGGGCGGUCCUGUUGCCGUGUCGAUAUGUGUCUUCAGCUCUCUUUGUCAGUACUACAGCCUCAAGGGGAGGACUUGGAGUAGUGAGGGUCUCAAACCACUAGAGGGCACCACACUCCAAACGGUGCAUUGUCUGACACACCACCUCACCAUGUUUGGGGCCAGUUUGUUUCUUCACCCGGGGGCAGUUGUGCUUCUGCCGCCUGCAGCUGAUCCCAGUCUUAAUGUGAUGGUGGCAAUUGUAUGCGCUGUCCUGAUCCUGACUCACCUGCUGGUGGGACUCAUUGCCCAUAAAUUGGACCACCUGGACGGCUUGAGGCUGAGCCAAGUGCCGCUUUGUGGUCGGGAAGGACCGUACCACUACAGGGUACUGGUUAAGACCGGUUGGAGGCACGGAGCAGGCACCACGGCACAUGUUGGCAUCAGUUUGUACGGCGUCAACAAGAGCGGCUCUCGUCAUCUGCAAAGGGUUGGAGCUUUUCAACGUGGCGGCCUCGACCAGUUUCAUUUAGAGACAGACGUCAGAUUGGGGGAAGUUUGGAAAAUUCGCAUCUGGCAUGACAACACAGGGUUGGAUCCAUCCUGGUAUGUUCAGCACGUGGUUGUGUGGGACCCUGUGACAGACCAUAUGUUUUUCUUCCUGGUGGAAGACUGGCUCUCUGUGGAAAAUCCAAAGAAUGGUACAGUGGAGAAAGAAAUCCUGGCCUCAUGUCCGGAAGAGCUUUCCCAAUUUCGACGAAUCCUAUACUCCCAGUUGAUUUUUGGAAUGGUGGAGCACCACCUGUGGCUGUCGCUCUGGGAACGCCCCAUCCACAGUGUUUUUACCCGAGCUCAGAGAGUUACCUGCAGCGCUCUCAUGCUCCAUCUCUAUCUGGCGUCGGGUGCACUGUGGUAUGGGGCCGUGGGUACCCAGGGACAUAAUGGACCAGUGUCAGCCAAACUGCUGUUCAGUAUGGAAACUGUCGCUGUGGGGAUGGUUGUUGCAGUGCUGCUCUUUCCUCUCCAGUGUUUGAUCUGCUUUUUGUUUAGAAAAUCUCAAAGUCAGGUUAUCGUGGACAUGUCAGUUCCUUCUUCACCGGUUUGUUAUUCUGUGGAGAUGGAUGUCUACCUCGGCCAAACAGAACUUUCAGGGCCAUCUUUUUUAUCGCUGUCUGGACCCUCCAGCAGACUCCAAGAUAGUCCCUCAUCUUUAUUGGAGAGCAAAGGUUUUGACUCCAGCAUCCUCGACUUCUGGGCUGCUUCUGGUUUGGUGCCCCAGACCGAUGACAUAUGCCAGGAAGAGACCGCGACUUCCUGGGCAUCGUGUGACAGCCUGCUCAAAGAGUCUGAAGACUUGGAGCUCUGCGAUGCCUCGCUUGCUUUGUGCGCAACACGCCAACUGAGGAGGAAGAAAGCUCGCAUGCAGCUUCACCUGACCCCACGCGCCUCCUCUGACCCACCUGCUGCCUUUCUCCAUCCCCUCCAAAAAGACAUUGUGGACUAUCACUCCCCUAUACAGGAGCAAGAUACUGCCAAGCCACUGCAGGCUCAAAACCACAAUAUGAAAAACUUUUUGACUCUGUCCGAGGAGAAUCUUCUGAUGUCAAUAGAAGAAGCAACAGAGGACACUUUGCAUUUCUCCAAAAACAACUCAGACAGCGGUCGGGACUCGCCUACGACCACCUCAUCGUUCUCAAACACCCAGAGCACCUCGUGUAGCAGUUGGUGGGAUUACGCUGAUGAUAAAUACCACCGUGAGCCGGAAUAUUUGACAUUCGAGACACAUUCCGGUCCUUCCCAAUGCGAGGCAAAACUCUAUCGAUGUCCAUCUGUACUUUCUGUGGACUCUGUGGCCAGCACCUUCCUGCCGAGUCCUUCCCCUGACUCGACAAGAUGCUCCUCCACCACACGCAUCGGCAUCGCUCGAGGUCGGCCCAGCUGGCUGCUUCCUCCCUGGGUGUUGUGCGUGAUCUACCCUCUCGUGGCUGCGGUGAUCGCAGCAUGCCUGGUUCUCGUCGGAAUCUACGGCAGCUUCUUCUCCAGAACAGUUGUCCUCAUGUGGCUCGUAUCCGCGCUCUCUGCCUUCCUCGCCUCUGCUCUCCUGCUGGAACCUCUCAAGGUGUGCAUUCAGGCCUUGAUCUGCACCGCCAUUUGGCGACCUGUGGAUCCAGAGGUGGAGGACCAACUCGCCCGGGAGACCACAGUGGCGAGAUCAUUAUUAGAAGAGGGUGGGAAGGUACGACCACCCUGCGGCUACGGACUGCUGCAGGCUAAAGAGGAGGCUCGGAAAGUCCGUGCGCUGAAGUCACUCAUGAGGCAUUGUGCGUUCCAGCUGCUGUUUCUGUUGCUGGUGCUCAUGGUGAACUACCAGGACAGCGUGGAAAGAAGGCAGGGCAGACAGUUGCACUUGGCUGUUGGACGCCAGCUUCACACCGCUCCGUUGGGCAGCCCGAAUCUAACAUCUAUCAGAAACUGUUUAGAUGCCGGGCAGUGGAUGAACAGCACCUUGGUGACAAAUCUGCACCAAAACCCGCUGCUCCGCCUUGUUGGGUCGCCACGUCUCUUGUACGCGCACACACUGGGCCAGAAACAGGUCACGCUUGGAAACAGCAGCAUGGCGACACAUCAAGCCCUGUCCGAGCUACUAAUGGGAGGCGUUUGCAUGAAGCAACUCAAAAGCUUCUCUUUGGAUUUUACGCAAUACCACAGAGAGUCGAGAUUAUGUCUAUGUCUAUCCAUCCAACUUGAUUUCACCCAAAGAAUCACUUCCUCCCUGUCCAUCUAUCCGCUCCUAAUCCCAUCGUCUCAUGAAGGCUUAGACCUCCAUCUGGUCCUGACGGUUUUCCUUCUCGGUUCUGCCCUCCUCAUAUUAAUUGGGGAAUUGCGAUCGAUGGCGAGUGAGCGUGCUCAAUAUCCGUCUCAAGGCAAACACUGGCUCCAGCUUCUGUUGGCCGCGUUGUCUUUGGCGACAAGUGUGCUCCAUCUCUGUUUUCGCGCUCAGUCCACUUCCUGUGUUUCCCAGCUGCGGACACAGCCUGACAGCUUCGUCAACUUCCAUGGCGCUGCUCGACUGGCUCAGAAGUCUUCUCAAUGUGCAGCUGUCUUACUGACUUUCCUGGUCCUAAAGCUGUUGGGCACCUUAAGAUUUGUGCGGAGGUGGGUUGUGAUCAUCCGAGUCCUGAACAGAGCUUGGAAGGAAUUGUGGACCUUAAGUUUCCUCUUAAUGCUACUGAUUUUGUUCAGUACUCACCUCGGGAAAACGGUAAAAAAGGAAAAAAAAAUCAAAUAUGAACAAGAACAGGAUUUGACAUCUCUGCUCUGGUUUCAGCUCUUCUCACAGUCGGUGGAAGGCUUUUUGUCGAUGCAUCAGGUUUUUGUGUCGUUGAUGUCCAUUGUGCGUGGCCGGCUUGGCCUCCAAAGACUGUGCAGGGUCCAUCCUGUUCUCGGACCUCUGUAUGGCUCACUACUGACAGGUGCAGGUGUCUGGCUGUUGGCUAAAUUCUUUGGAGCUGUUCUCAUUCGGGCGUACAGGGCUGAGAAAGCAGACAUUUAUCGUCCCGCGGCGGAACCGCAAGAUUAUGAGAUGGUGGAGUUCUUCAUCAAGAGACUCAAGCUGUGGAUUGGACUCAGAAAGGCUAAAGAAUUCAGGCACAGGGUGAAAUUUGAAGGCAUGGACGUUCCUCCUUCCAGAGCCUCUCGGGACUCUCGUCUUUCCACUCUCUAUUCCUCCCUUCCAUCAUCUCACUCCUCCUCCUUUUCCUCACCUUCCUUUUCAUCUCCACGUCCCUUGUCAUCGUCCCUCUCUGUACUGUCUGAGGACUCAGCACUUUCUGAACAAGGGUUUGACGUCCAGCCUUUCCUGGACCACCUGCUACCGUGUGUAAAUGCUUUGCUUUCUCAGUUUGAUCGGGUCACUCAAAUAACUGAGGAUUUGAACAACCUGGAGAUUGAACUCGAAGACAUUCUGUCCAGGAGAAGAAAAAAGAACAGGAAUAAGGAAACAUGUGAGGAGAGAUUCCAAAAAUCAGCAAAUCCAAAGGAUCAUGAGGGUGAUGGGAGGCCGAAAGGUGAAGUAAGACGCAGGAGGACAGGUCUGCUUUACACAAAUCCACAAAAUUCCAUUUCGGCCAUGUUUCCUUUCACUCCUUCCACGAUCCAGCCCCCAGUUGCACCGGCUCACCUCUUCCAACGUACGCGGAACUCUCACUCCGAAUCUGAAUCAGUGCAUCUACAGUAUCAUGCGUCUCGUGACCCAGCCGAAGCAGCAAAGCCGACGAUCGGAAACUCCAGUUUGCAUCCUGUAAAUUCUCCUGGUUUGUCAGGUUUUCCCAAGAGGCGAGCGUGGCAUUCUGGAAGUUCUCACUCAGCCGAUGCAGCUCAAAGGUUGUGGCUAAAACAAGGUGGAGUUGCCCCAUGUGGAAGUAGCGCGCUCCCCUUCGUCAGACCAAAUAGCGAAGAGGGCAUAAGGAGACGUAUCAGUGAUGGGGCGCCGAAAAAGAGGAAGGCUUGGAUCUCCGAGGGACCUUCCUAAGCAUUUCUACUUCAAAAUUCCAUUUAAUGUUUCGAUAAAUGGAAAAUUAUGAUUUUAGUUUGUUUCAAACUUUCUUACAUUUUGUAUUAACAUUUGUGGUGGGGUUUGUUUGUUUUUUAAUGCUACAUUUUUUGUAUUUCUGAAAUACAGUGUAUACCAUUUUUUUUUAACAUUUUGCUAAUCCGAAAGUUUGAUAUCCUGCUGUAACAUUCAACAUAGUUUUACUUUUUAGAAUCUUUAAAAUAAAUAAAAAAAAAAAACUAUUAUUGAGAGGCAUUUAAUAUUUUGCUACAUUGCAUUUGUGUACUUUUAAAUUCAAAUUAUUCAAAACAAUUGUGAAAUAUAUUUAUGUGUGAUCAUUUACAACAUUAAUCUAUAUUUUUAAUUAGCAUUCAGUAUUUGUUGCUCAAUCAUAAUACUGUAGUGGCAUAUCUUGUGAAAUUCUUGACUUGAAAUAAUGUGAUGCCUUGUCACAAGAAAUAUUUGUCAAUAAUGUAAAAAAAAUAGCGUGGAACCUUGUAACGUUUAACAUCGACAUAAAAUAAUUGAAAAAACUAUGUG